ACUCAAAACCAAACCCCCAACCCUCGAAAGCUCUGGAACUCGCAUGAAGGGACAUGCAUAAGAAUAAUUAAACGCUAAUGGUCAUCUGUUUUUUGCACAAAAAGGAUCGAUGGAAGCAGAAUGAAUGUUUUUCAUGUAAACUAAACGCAAAGCAAGCUUCCCAAACCAUAUUCCACGGGGAUGGUGUGUCCUGCAGUGGGAAACGGCAAAAAACGCUCUGCCGAGUAUGACCUUGAGGGGGAUCAACCACUUGCGAAGAAAUUUGGACAUCUACAACUAGUAGAUUCUAAACGCCCCCCCCCACGAAAUGAUCACCCCUCCAAGGCAUCCCUCAUAGAAAGUAAUGAGAGGAUGCUGCUGGAUGAUACCAAGGACACGAUAUAUAUACACGACCUAGAACAGGAGAUAAGAGAUAUUGAGGCUCAAGAGCAGUACAUUACCUUCUGCCUGCCAAAUAUUAAAGAUGUUGCUUCAGUGCCGAAGUCGAUCCUUACCAACAGUUCCAAGAAAAACAACGAGCUUGUUUUAUACCGAGAACCGGCCUCUUUAACCGUCCCUCAGGAACACGACAACGUGCGACGAGCGAUCAUCGAGUCCAGGGCACGAGCCAGAGCAAAGCAAAGCGAGCGCAGUGAAUCAAACCAAGCAGCCGCAAGCGGGGACGCGACCGCGCAGCCCGAUUCUGUCAAAUCCAACGUGAUGUCUAAUGAUUCAGACCAGGAUGAAAUGGAUAUUGAUAUUUAGAGCUCAUGAUUACAGAAUACCUGGGGGUAUCUACGGCUCCCAGGUAGGCAACGCCUUCUUGCUGGUUUCUCAAGCUUGCCUCGGUCAUUGACUUUUGGAUACACUUACUGUAACUAUAGACCCAGAUACAUUAGGUCCUCUUUUCGCGAGCUGUUGAUAUGUACUUAGCUUGAAACAAGACUUUGAUAAAUUAUUCAAAAGCUUCGAUUAAUCGAA
This is a messenger RNA of Penicilliopsis zonata CBS 506.65, 960 nucleotides long. RefSeq lists its product as hypothetical. Bases 181 to 744 code for a protein of 187 amino acids. The record is from RefSeq and is a predicted model, not a curated record. The transcript has 2 exons. NCBI's taxonomy places the organism in Eukaryota, Fungi, Ascomycota, Eurotiomycetes, Eurotiales, Aspergillaceae.